UUGCUGCUCUGGCACUGCUGGGUCCGGCCGUCCGGCGCCGACAACGCCAGCCAGGCGUAUUACACCGCCCUCAUCAACGUGACGGUGCUGAGCCCCGAGCGGGGCGGCCCCACGCUGCUGAGGAUCGACCGCGGCCGCUACGGGCAGGAUUCCCCCAAGGUGGAGGUCAAGGGCCUGCUGGUGGCUCCCGUCCCCAUCAACGGAGUUGCAGAUCGUCUGGGCUGUGACCCUCGAACACGUUUCCAAGUUCCACCAAACACCAAGCAGUGGAUCGCUUUACUACAGCGAGGAAACUGUACAUUUAGAGAGAAAAUACUGCGAGCAGCUUCACAUAAUGCCACAGCCGUGGUCAUUUACAACAAUAUAUCCAGUGAAGAACCUGUCACGAUGACUCAUCAAGGAACUGGAGACAUUGUUGCUGUCAUGAUUACAGAAUCAAAGGUUAAGGAGAUCCUGAAUUACUUGGAAAAGAAUAUCUCUGUCCUGAUGGCAAUAGCAGUGGGGUCCCGUGUUCCUCCAAAAAACUUCAGUCGGGGCUCUCUAGUCUUUGUGUCAAUAUCGUUCAUUGUUUUGAUGAUAAUUUCUUCAGCAUGGUUAAUAUUUUACUUCAUCCAGAAGAUCAGGUACACAAGUGCACGUGACAGGAAUCAGCGUCGUCUUGGAGAUGCUGCCAAGAAAGCCAUCGGUAAAUUGACAACCAGGACAGUAAAGAAGGGUGAUAAGGAAACAGACCCAGACUUUGAUCAUUGUGCUGUCUGCAUUGAGAGUUACAAGCAGAACGAUGUUGUUCGCAUUUUACCAUGCAAGCAUGUUUUCCACAAAGCCUGUGUGGAUCCAUGGCUUAGUGAGCACUGUACAUGUCCAAUGUGUAAACUGAACAUUUUGAAGGCACUGGGAAUUGUGCCAAACGUGCCAUGUACAGAUAACGUAGCCUUUGACAUGGAAAGGCUCACCAGAGGUCAGCCAGCUAGCAGGCGAUCAGCACUCGGUGAUUUUGCCAAUGACAGCUCUCUCAGCCUGGAGCCCCUGCGCACCUCUGGGAUGUCACAGCUUCCACAGGAUGGAGAGUUGACACCAAGGUCAGGAGAGAUCAACAUUGCUGUGACAAAAGAAUGGUUUAUUAUUGCCAGUUUUGGCCUCCUCAGUGCCCUUACACUCUGCUACAUGAUCAUCAAAGCCACAGCUAGCUUGAAUGCUAAUGAAGCAGAAUGGUAUUGAAGAAAUGCUUUCUGGCCGAUUGCCUUGGAGAGAGACACCCAUUUUUUUAUGCAUCAUUUAUCGAUCAUGCAGCACAAGCAAUUAUUUAGUACAUUCUAUUUUUUCAUAAAAUUUGCUGAUGCCAAAGCUUUGUAUUAAGGAAAAAGUGAAGAAAUAAAAAAAACUUUAAUUAUUAAA
Balearica regulorum gibbericeps (East African grey crowned-crane) is the source of this 1395-nucleotide messenger RNA. It is a transcript of the gene RNF130, whose product is annotated as ring finger protein 130. Lineage: Eukaryota; Metazoa; Chordata; Aves; Gruiformes; Gruidae. Gene Ontology annotation, cellular component: nucleus. Gene Ontology annotation, molecular function: ubiquitin protein ligase activity. The record is from RefSeq and is a predicted model, not a curated record. Gene Ontology annotation, biological process: protein ubiquitination; positive regulation of DNA-templated transcription; ubiquitin-dependent protein catabolic process.